GAUAUUGUGCGUCAUUGUUGUUACAAUAGGGGGAGUACGUCGAUAAGAACAGGCAUUCAUUAGAACGGAGAGGACUGUUCAUCUUCACACACUGUAGAUAGAUAAUGGAGCUAGAAAAUGACUUCCAUGAUGAGGAGAACUCCUUCAGCAGCAAAGAGAGUAACGGUAAGCGUUCUGCUGAAGAUUUUGAGGACAAGCCUCAUAAACGCUCCAGAAAUUCUGAUGACAUGGUAGAACUCAGAAUACUGCUACAGAGCAAAAAUGCCGGAGCAGUGAUCGGAAAGGGUGGGAAGAACAUUAAAGCUCUCCGCACAGAUUACAAUGCCACUGUGUCAGUCCCAGACAGCAGUGGGCCCGAGCGAAUCCUAAGCGUCAGUGCCGAUAUUCCCACAGUAGCUGAGAUAUUGCUGAAGAUCAUUCCCACUUUGGAAGAGUAUCAGCAUUAUAAGGGGGUGGACUUUGACUGUGAGCUGAGGCUGCUCAUUCAUCAAAGUCUAGCCGGAAGCAUCAUUGGUGUGAAGGGAGCCAAGAUUAAGGAACUCCGUGAGAGCACUCAGACAACCAUCAAGCUAUUCCAGGAGUGCUGUCCUCAGUCCACUGACCGUGUGGUGCUCGUUGGGGGCAAAGCAGAUCGGGUGGUGCAAUGCAUUAAGACCAUGCUUGAGCUCAUUGUGGAGGCUCCCACUAAAGGUCGCACUCAGCCGUACGACCCCAACUUCUAUGAUGAGACUUAUGACUAUGGUGGCUUCACCGCAACAUAUGAAGAGCGGGGGCGUCGGCCAAUGGGAGGCUUCCCCUCGAGGGGGCGUGGAGGCGGGUUCGACCGUAUGCCCCCCAGCGGAGGUCGCAGCAGCCACCAUAUGCCACCAAACAGAAGAGACUAUGAUGACAUGAGUCCACGAAGGGGCCCCCCUCCACCUCAGAGAGGAGGGAGAGGAGGGGGCCGUACCCCACGUAACAUGGGAGGACCUUCCCAUCAUAGGAGAGAUGAUGACCAGUACUCCUAUAGCUCCCAGCGUGGCCAAAUGGAGGAGAGACGACAUGGAGAAAAGAGAGGACGCAAUGAACGUUAUGGAGGCAACAUGAAUGAUGGAUAUGGUGGAAGGAGUAACUGUAGUGAUAUGGGAAGCCCUGUUAUUACCACACAAGUGACAAUUCCCAAAGAUCUGGCAGGAUCGAUCAUCGGUAAAGGGGGUCAGAGGAUCAAGCAGAUUCGUCAUGAGUCUGGAGCGUCUAUCAAAAUCGAUGAGCCCCUGCAGGGUUCUGAAGACCGCAUCAUCACUAUCACAGGAACCCAAGACCAGAUCCAGAACGCACAGUACCUGUUACAGAACAGUGCUCUACACCUCUUGGGACGCCAGAGCUAACCAGCCACCUUUCUCAGGAUGUCCAUCCAAUUGCAGCUCAAGUCCUUGCCACCAUAUGAAGGCCUGACACAUUACGAAUCCUUGUCUAUCACCUUUAUAGGAAGCCCUCAUAGAAUACAAGCUCGAACCCUUUGGUUGUCCUUUAUUAGGAAUUUUGUGGAAUUGUUUUUUUCUUUUUUUAUUAUAAAUCAUAAUUUUAUAUGGGCCAACUUUUAUGUACAUCGCAGAAACACCUUGAAUUGGGUGAGCAGAUAGCUUCUUUUCAACUGGAUGUUUUUUUGUUUUGAUUUUUGUUGGGAUGAAUGUUUUGAGUUAUUGAAUUUAUCAUUCAAAUCAUUCAAAAAGCUCACCCCAGAAUGUACACAAGUACACCCAGGAGUUUGAAGUUCUUUAUAUUUGGCUAAUUUUCUUGUUUUCCUUAAGGUUUGAAAACAGCAUUGAGUAAAGUAGGGAAUGACAUGUAAAUAUCCAGUGAUAACUAAUGGAAAAUGAUUACUAUGGACGUUUGAAUAUAUCCUCUAGUCUGUUCCAUAUAUGUGCUGGUUUUUCCUCAGAAAUACAGAUAAUAUUUUCACCAGGUAAAUCUGGUGUUUAAGUAAUUUACUCUACCUCUGGAUUUUUUCUAGGUCUGCCAUUCUAAAAGAAGGUGCACAAUCAUUAACUGUGAUUUUUAAGAAGCGAGAAAAAAAAAUGGAUGUGAUGUUGUAAUUUUAGACUGUGUUUGCUACAGAGCAGGACAAUACUUCUCUCUCCCCCUUUCCUUGUUUUAUUUUUCUUACCUUUAUUUUUUUUACCCAAAUUGUCUCUAAAGUUCUUUAACCAGACACAUUUGUAGAGUUUGUCACUUGUCUGAAAUAAAGGACAUGCCAGUUUUUCCAG
Messenger RNA from Xyrauchen texanus (razorback sucker), 2246 nucleotides. Its product is annotated as heterogeneous nuclear ribonucleoprotein K-like. Gene Ontology annotation, cellular component: nucleus; cytoplasm. Gene Ontology annotation, biological process: regulation of mRNA splicing, via spliceosome; regulation of transcription by RNA polymerase II. The record is from RefSeq and is a predicted model, not a curated record. NCBI's taxonomy places the organism in Eukaryota, Metazoa, Chordata, Actinopteri, Cypriniformes, Catostomidae. Gene Ontology annotation, molecular function: mRNA binding. The transcript is spliced from 15 exons. The coding region runs from base 105 to 1367 and encodes 420 amino acids.